This is a messenger RNA of Pedinophyceae sp. YPF-701, 1221 nucleotides long. The record is from the annotation of a GenBank genome assembly. NCBI's taxonomy places the organism in Eukaryota, Viridiplantae, Chlorophyta, Pedinophyceae.
AUGUCGAGACGAGGUACGCGAGGCUCCAUGACGGUCUCCGGGACGACGUCGGGCCUCACGAGCCAGUUCGAGGAGGACGAGCUGAUGCAGCUGAGGUCCGUGCUCGCGGACCGCGAGACGGAGCUCGCGGAGCUCAGAGAGCAGCACAUCGCGCUCAUUCGGAAGCUCUCGGAGGCCAGGCGGGCCUGGCAGGACCAGGCGCAGCUCAAGGACGACGCGAUUCGGAAGCUCACGGAUCGCGCAAACGAGGCGGAACGCUCCACAAUGCACGCACUAUCGGUGGACCUACCCGCUGCGGAGCAAGCUGCGCGCCGGGAGGCCGCGGACCGGGCGCGCGCGGACGCAGAGGCACUACGCAAGACCAAGGCGCAGGUUGGAGAGCUGCGGCGGAGGGUGCACAAGCUGUCGGACGGGGCGGAGGAGUACCGGCGGCGGUGCCGGGAGGCCGAGCAGCGCGUUGUGCGUGCCGAGGAGCGCUCCAGGCAGGAAGCUGCGCAGAUCAACACGCUGACGUGGCAGCUGCAGAGCGCGAACCAGGAGCUCGCGCGCCGGGAGACGACCGCGGCGCCGCAGUACGCGCCACCGCCGCAGCCGUCCUACGCGCCGCGGAGCGACCCGCGCCUCGAAGCGGAGCUCUCCGCGCUGCGCAGGGAGCUCGAGGGCGCCCGCGAGGAGGUGCGCGAGGUCUCGCGCGUCAACCGAACGUUGCGCGAUGAGGCUGCCAGCUUGCAGCACACGCUGCGGGCGGCGCACGACGCGCGGACGAGGGCGGAGGAGGACGCCGCGAGGGCCGCGGCGCGAGGAGAGGCGCUCGCGGACCAGCUGGCGCGGCUCCAGGCCUCGGCGGAGGCGCUGCGCGGGGAGGCGAAGAGCGCCGCUGCGCAGGCGUCGCAGGCGAGUGUGGAGGCCGCGGGCAGCGCGCAGGAGCUGACGGAGCUGCGCGUGGCGGUGCAGAGGGAGCGGAGCGCGCGGCGGGCCGCGGAGUCGAAGCUGUAUGCCGCGCAGAGCACCGCGGUCGACCGCGCGAGGGCCGCGGGCGAAUCCGCGGCCGCGAAAGACGACCUCAUUGCGCGCCUGAAAGGGGCGCUCAAACACGCGACGGAGCAGCUGGAGAAGUGCCACGGGCACUUUGACGCGGAGCUGAAGCAGCGCGGCGCUCAGCUGCGGGACGCAGAGACGCGGUUCGCGCAACUGCAGGCUAUGUUUGCCACUAUGGUGUGA